This is a messenger RNA of Candidozyma auris, 828 nucleotides long. It is a transcript of the gene VAM3, whose product is annotated as SNAP receptor. Gene Ontology annotation, cellular component: membrane; SNARE complex; endomembrane system. The coding region runs from base 1 to 828 and encodes 275 amino acids. Gene Ontology annotation, biological process: vesicle fusion; Golgi to vacuole transport; intracellular protein transport. The transcript has a single exon. The record is from RefSeq and is a predicted model, not a curated record. Gene Ontology annotation, molecular function: SNARE binding; SNAP receptor activity. NCBI's taxonomy places the organism in Eukaryota, Fungi, Ascomycota, Pichiomycetes, Serinales, Metschnikowiaceae.
AUGUCCUUCGCCAACUACGACUUGGAGGCGCAACAGCCUCCUCCAAAUGGGACACAACACAAGAAGUCGUCUGAGCUCGACCAAAUCGUGUCAGACACUUCAAGUCAGGUACUGACGUUUGGAUCUUUAAUUGGUCAAUUCAACUCGCAAAGAAAGCUUCUAGGAAGCAAGAGAGAUGGUGUGGCUCUUAGAGAGAGUCUCGACCUACUUCAGAACAGAAUUUCCGAUCUUGACUCGGCCAUCAGCGUGCUAAUAAUGAACAUCAACAAAGCAAUGGACCCAAACUCGAAUUUGCAAGUGUCUGAGCGUCAACUCAUGCAGAAGGAGAGACUCACUUCCGACUACCGUGACCUUCAUCGAAGUUUUCGCCUGGCCCUGGAUUCCUAUAAGGAGAAAAAGAAAUCUAUACCGAUAAAGACGUCCACGGAAGAAACCCCGCUCUUGGGAGGAGACCAAAAGGGAGUGCCUGAACAGCAACAGCAGCAGCAGCAGCAGCAGCAAUUACUGCAAGAUCAAAUUGAGCAAACGGAGCUACAGUAUCAUAUAUUACUUACUGAGGAGCGAAACCGAGAAAUCGAACAGGUGGCAGAGGGAAUCCGCGAGGUCAACUCUAUUUUUAAGGAUUUAGGCACUUUGGUCAAUCAGCAGGGAGAGCAGCUAGACACCGUUGAGGAGAACAUUCUUGAGUUGCACGGCAACACCCAACAAGCGUCACGUGAGUUGCACAAGGCCCAUGAGUACCAGAAACGCAAGGGCAAGUGGAGCUGUAUAAUACUUGUUGUUUUAUCUGUGAUUGUGCUUGUGAUAGUUUUGGCCGUGGUGAGCUAA